AUGUUUAAUAGCAAAGUAGAUGAAAAUUUCAAAUAAGUGAAAAUGAAUCCACUUAAUAAUUCAACUAGCAAAUAACUUUAUUCCUUUUCAAAAUCUCCUCGUUUCAAUUAUAAAGUUAAUGUAGAUUAAAAUUCUUCUUCAUUUUAUGAGAUCAAAGGCACUAUUGGUUCUCCUAAUAAAGGAGUUUCUUUUGGAUUAGGAACAAAAGUAGAUUUUUCAAAAUUAAGUGAUAAAACUCCAGGUCCAGGUUCUUAUAAAUUAGAAAAGGAAAAAACAUCUACAUAUUUAUAAAAACACACAAUGGGAAUAGGGAGAACUUACUUUAAAUAAAAGAAUGAUAUGCCAUCUGUAGGGAAAUAUAAUAUUGCAUCAAGCAUAAUUAAAAAUGAAAGAAUACCACAUUUUGGUUAAAAAAUUGCAAUGAGUAAAUGAAAUAACAAAUAGUAGAGGAUGAAACAUGUACUCCAGGUCCAGGGAAAUAUGAUAUUUAGUAUAAGGAGCAUUCUUAAUCAGUAAUUUACCAUCCAGUAUCAGGAAGAACAAGUCGUACACCUGAUUAUAUUCCUGGACCAUAAUAAUAUAGACCUAAGACAGAAUUAUCUGCAAGUUAUGUGAAUUCAAAUUGGUCAAAUUGCAAUGUACCAAAAUUUUCAAAGGAAGAAAGAUUUAAUAGUAAAUAAAGUAGUACACCAGGACCAGGGAAAUAUUAAAUACCAGGAGAAUUUGGUAUAUACUGAUUUAUAUGAAUAAUUAUAAAGUUUAUUUAAGAGUGAGACCAAUCGAUUAUGAUUAAUCUAUGCUAAGUAUAGAUUAGAAUGUUAUCUCUAUUAAGGUAUAUAUUUAUGAAAAAUAAUAACAGGAUCCAACAAAUAAAUAAGCAGAAUGGAAUUAAUAUCGUUAUGAUAAGAUUUUUCCAUCCUCUUCAACAUAAUAAGAAUUAUUUGAAAGUGUGUUUAGUUUUGAUUAUGAGAAUAAGAAUGGAUGUAUAAUAUCUUAUGGACAAUCUGGUAGUGGUAAAAGUUACUCUUUAUUUGGAAAUAUAUAAAAUCCAGGAAUUGUUCCAUUAUUAAUUUAAUAGUUACUAUAAAAAGGAUAGAAUGUUUAAGUGUCAUUUUAAGAGAUCUAUGUAGAUUAAAUAAAAGAUUUAAAUACAAAUCUAAUCACUGAAGAAUUUACAAAGCGAUAAAUAUUGUUAAUAAAUGAUUUUUGGGAAAUGAUCAAAAUUUUAAGAACCACUGAUAUCAAAAGAUAAAUGAGAACUCAUAUUAUACUUACAUUAGAGAUUAAUUAAAAUACUAAGUUAUAAUUUGUUGAUUUAGCAGGAUCUGAAAGAGUGGCAAAAAAUAUAACUGAAGGUGAAAAAUUUUAAGAAGCAAUAUUAAUUACUGCUAGUCAUUAAGUUCUUAAUCGUUGUUUAAAUUCUUUUAAUCAAAAUCCAAAUAAAAUAUUACCAAAAAAAGAAUCAAAAUUAACUUCAGCAUUAUUAAUUGAUAAUAAUACAUAAGUUGUAUUAAUUGGAGCAAUUAAUCCUAGUUAAUCAAAUUAUGAAGAAUGUUUAUUAACACUUUAAUAUUUAGAUAGAACUAAAAAUAUAUAAGUUACAAUUAAAAAACAAUAAUCUAUGUUAGGUUUUGAUAAUUAAGUUAAUAUUCAAUAAGAAAAAGAAAUAAAAAAAUUAAAAGAUGAAAUAGAAGAAUAUAAAAUAAAAAUUGAAUAAUUAAAUGCUGAUAGAAAAAAGAGAUUUCUUGAAUUAUAAAGACUUUUAGGUUUGGAUAUUGAUUUAGAAAGACUUUCUGCUAAAAAUGCAAAAGAUAUUACUAUAUUUAAAAACUAAUAAGAAGCAUUAUUAAAAAAUGUUAGUUUAUAAUAAUAAAUUGAUGAAUAUCAUUAUGAAAAUGCACAAUUAAAAAAAGAAAUUGAAGAUUUAAAAAAGGAUACACAUAAUAAAUUAGAAAGAUAUUAAUAAUAAAUUUUGGAGUAAAAAGAAAUUAAUAAAAAAUUAAAAGAUUAAUUAUAAUUGUCUAAAAUGAGUGGAGAUGAUGCAAUUCGAUUAUUAUCUUAAGAUAGAGAUUAAUUUAUUAAAAAAUUAUAAGAUGAAUCUAAAAAUUUAUUAGAAGAUAAAGUAGCUUCUAUACUUAAUCUUCCUUAAACAGCAUAAACUAAAAAUGUUGAAAAUUAAAAACUUUAAGAAUUGAAAAAAUUAAUUAAAACUGAAGUUGAAAAAGAAUUUAACAAAAGUUUAGAAAUUAUUAAAACUGAAUAUAAUAAAUCAUUAGAUCAUUAUAAAUUUUAGUAUGAAUAAAAAUUAAAUGCUAAAGUAGAAGAAAUUGAAAGUUUUCUUAAUUAAUUCAAAAAAUAUAGAGAAAAAAAGAAGUAAAAUAGUUUUAUAUAUAAUUUAGAUCAUAAAUUAAUGAAAUUGUUGAAGAAUUAUUAGAUUUAUAUGAUAUUAUAACAAAAUAAGGCAAAGUUAUUGAUAAAAUUGAAACAGGAGGAUAUAGUGGAGGAUUAAAAUCAUUUAGUAUUCCUAAAUAAGACAAACCUAAUUUACCUAAUAAAGUCAAACAUAAAAAGUAUGAACCUUAUUUUCUAAUUAUUUUUAGUUUAUUUCAUUUUUUAGAAACUAAAAGUGUUACUGCUACCUUGACUAAGAAAGCAUCAAAUGUAGAAAAAACAAUUAAAACAGCUACUAAAUAAUUAAGAUAAUCAUAAAGUUAAAUUAUUUUAGAAAUUGAUUAUAAUUAAUUGGACUCUAUAAAUUUUAUGUCUAUGGAUUUUAGUACUCUAAGGACAUAUGCAAAUAAAUUAAGAGAAAUGAUUAAAGAACUUCAAGAUUAAAUUACUGUCAAUUCAGAUAAAUUUAAAUAAUAGAUAGCAUAACUUUAAAGAGGUAUAAUUUCAACUUUUUAGAUUUCUUAAAGAACGAGAUGAUGCUUAAUAAAAAUAUAAUAUGGAAAGUAGAAAAUACAAUUAAACGAGAGUUGUUAUUGAAUCUUAAAAUAGAAUAUUAUCAAAGGUUAGGCCAUUAAGUUCAGUAUCAAGAAAAUAGUGA
This is a messenger RNA of Paramecium primaurelia, 3049 nucleotides long. The record is from the annotation of a GenBank genome assembly. NCBI's taxonomy places the organism in Eukaryota, Ciliophora, Oligohymenophorea, Peniculida, Parameciidae.